UUCCGGAAAGCAUGACAUUUAGGAGAAAUUCAUUUUUUUGCUAAACAAUACUGUUUGACUGUAUUUAUUUUUCAUUAAAACGUAACUAUUAAAAACAUGGGCAAGUCUGGGAGACAUAAGACCGAAAAUACUUUUAGAUUCCAGACAUUCUCUGAGAGAAUCAAGAACAUCAACAUAGAUGUGAUUCAUCAAAUAAGGCACCAUGACGACACACCAGAGGAGACUGAAACCUACUUUGGAUUGGCCUUGCAAAAGCAGUCAGAGUUAAACUGUACAGAAUACUUUGUGAACUUCCAGCGGGAGAUCUCACAGCAAGUGAAAACAUUCAAUCAGCUAGUCCACCAUGAGGAGGAGCUUGUUUCGGCACUCAAGAAGCACCUGCUGGUCCCGAACAGCAUGGCCAUACCUGCCUUGCUCCAUUUGUUGGUCCAACUGGCAAGGGACCUGCAGUCAGACUUCUACCGCCACUUCCACGAGCUUUUUGAGAUUCUUGUGCAGGUGUUGGGGUCGUACAGCCGAGAUGUUGAGGUGCUCGAGGCCACGUUCUCCUGUCUGUCCUACCUGUUUAAGUUCCUAUGGAGAUACUUGCUCUCUGAUGUCAAGCUUGUUUAUGGUUACUUUUCAUCUCUUCUGAGCCAGCAGUACAAGGAAUAUGUGAGAAACUUCGCAGCUGAGAGUUUUGCUUUCCUCAUGAGAAAGAGCAAGCAACCAUCGGAACUGUUUGACUUCAUGUUCAAAUCAUUGGAGAAGGAGCCAGAUACGUGUGAGGGGGUGGGGCGACUGAUGUUUGAGAUGAUGAAGGGGGUCAAGGAACAGUUCCACAGCUCUACAACAAAGGUAUUUCCGGUGCUUCUUCAAAAGCUGGGACCUAAAGGAAAACAAAAGGGCACUUGGUUACCAUGGCAACUGGUAGAGGAAUCUCUUACAACCACUGUCAUCUCCAUGGCAACACAUGCCAGUAAGGAGCACCUUGCUGAUAUAUGGGACAUGAUAAUGGCUGAGAUAGCAUCAGUUGAGACCCACUGGCAGAGCAUGAAGAAGGGGAACAAGACCAUGGUAUCAGAAACACUGGAACGUCUGCUCCGUCUGCUCAACACCCUCAUCAAGUUCCGGGCAGGGAAACUCCUCUCCAAGCCUAAUAACAUAGCAAAGGCCAUGUUGGGGCUCCUGCAGAAUGGGUUCCCGGUCAGUACAGGUCAGGUGAUCCUCACACUCAUCUCUGACCUCUUGACCACUGUCCACUCACGCCUUCACCUGGAAGUUACAGCCAAACUGAUGCCGGCCGUGUUCAAGACUGGCUACCCAGCUGAGGUCAUCUACACCUUUACAAGGACCUUGUUUAACUUGCCACUGUUUGAGAGAGAUGUCCUGCCUAACCUGCUGAAAUACACCAAGGCCAACAUGGACUCACCCACCCCACAGAUGGAAGAGUCCACUCUCACAUUUAUUACAGAUCUGCUGAUUUGGAAAUGUCCACUACUGAAACAUGGGGGUGAUUUGCUCUCCCUAGACACAUACAUGCUGGAUUUUACAUCGAGCCCAGCAGACAGUGGUGUUCCAGCCUACAUCAGUAGCAUACUACAGCACGCCAGUGAUUGGGAAAGCAUUCCCUCCUGCAAACUAGAGCAGUCCAAGUUGUGGGCUGCGCUGAUCUGUCUCCCACAUGUCAGACCAAUAGACAAAGACCAGGCAGUGCUUCAUGUGUCGACUCUGUUGAAGACGCUUAUGGAUUUCAUGUCAUCAGAGACCGGUCCGUCACCAGAAGAAAGCUGGCCUCUGAUUGGCUGUCAGGCUCUUGUCUCCAUGGUCAUGUUGCUAGGCAACAGCAAGGUGUUUGACCUGGUACCAGUGUCAGUCUUGACUAAAAGCAUCUGUGUGUGCAGCAGUAAUGUCCACAUACUGCGCUUGGCUGAUGUGUACCUUACACAUGCCGUCAAUGAGGGCGUGGCUGACAUUCUCACCCCCAAAGUCCUGCUAGACAUGUUUCCACGGUUACAAGACAACCUUUCUGCACCAAACUCAGUAGUGAGGCACCUAUCCUUGAGGAUUCUGGCAAGUUUCAACCUGCAGCUGCCUCCGUCUGAGGUUGAGUCUACAGUGGGUGUGUUUGAGAUCUGCCUGUCCGCAGAGACGACACCGUUGUCAGUGCAGGAGUACCGGGAGAAACAGCGCCACCUACAGAGACUUGAGUUCUCCAUCGUACAGAACUCCAUCCCAGCUGGACCUUUUGCACAGGUUCCUCUAAGGUAUCUGCUUGGAAACUUGUUUGUCAACUUUAAGUUGCUGUGGGAGCCAAUCAGAUUGCUUAUUUCCAGCCAUGCCCAGAACAUGGAGAGAGAGGCAUUUUGGGAAGUGGUCGGUAGCCAUCUUGAAAUGGCUGCUGAAAAGUGCGAGCAUCAGCUUUCUGACCGAGACUCUCCUCGUGCAACGAAUGACUCGGACACAGAAAACCCAAGCCCCACUGAAGGAAUCACAGCCCUCAUGAGUCAGUCCUUGGCAAGUCUGUCAUUGGAGGAAUCUGCCCCGCCAAACUACACAAACUUCCGUGACCAACUCUGGCAAACUCUUAACAUGUUCUCAGAGAAGUGUGCUGCUAAAACACGCCUGCUAACACCUCUACUGUUCAGGUUUCUUAAAAAUGAGUAUUACUUGUCUGAUCUAAGCUCAGCCCCUUCCCAAAACGUGCUAAGAAAGGACAAGCACACAGCCAAACACAACUUAUCUGAUCGAGAGUUAGACUCUGAAGAAAGGAUGGAUGUCCAGGAGGGCAAAUCCAGAAAGCGGACAAGAACUGCUAAAAAUGGAAAUGAAGGUAAUAAGAAGCCAAGAACUCAGAAAGUGUCAGAAAAUGUAGAUACAAAUUUAGAUGUUGAGAAAGUCAUUCAUACUAGGAUUAGAACCAGAAGCCAGUGUGACAGUAGCACUGAUAUUAAUAAUGAGUUAGUUAACAUAACAAAUGAAGAUAAUGAAAGUGAAUCUGCAAGAACUAAUGCUAGUGAUAGUCCAGAAAAGCAAAGUGUUGUUACUCAUAGAGUCAGAACAAGAAGCAUGACUAGUGUUGAUGGCAAUUCUGAAAUGGAAGAUUAUAGUACCCCAAGAAAAAGUUCAAACAGAAGUAGAACUAGAGGUGAUACAAGUAACAAUGAGAAAGACACACCCACUGAGGGUUCAACUAGUAAACGUGUACACAGAGUUGGCAACAGACAUAUGACUAGCCAGAGUGAAUCAGAAAUGGAAACAGACAGUUCACCAAGUAUGAGGAAUCUAAGAAGCAAGAGAAUGACCACAAAAUCUUCCAAUGCAACAGAUCCUGAGGGUGAUACCAGUGAUUCAGGUCUCGACGAAGAUACUGACAUGUCAGAUGCUGAAGUCACUACUGAGGAAAAUGUGAAGAACCCUAAGAGUAAGAGGCUGAGUGCAAUAAAGGAAUAUGAAGAUGUCAAUGAUUCUGUGAGUAGCAAUAGUGUUGAAGGUGUCACGGAUGAAAAGAAUAAUAAGCUUGAAACUGUGAAAACAAACACUGAAAGUCCCAAAAAGUCAGGAGUAACACAAGGUUUAGGAAAGAACGCAAGGGAAGGGGAGGGUAAGGGUGAGGUAACAGAGAGUAAAAAGCGUGGAAAGGCUGCUACAAGCUCAUUAGUUGUCCAGUUGCAGCUUUUCUCCAAGUUCAAAGAUCCUCAUAGCGUCUACAGAGAACCAGAGCUCAGAAAACUCUACUUUGAUCUCCUAAUCCACAAGAAUGCUGAUGUCCAGAAGACGGCGUUCAAGUGUAUAAUGACCUACAAAUAUGGCUACCUAGUGCCAUACAGAGAAAACUUUGAGAGGCUAUUGGAUGACAAGACAUUCAAGAAUGAGAUAGUGCUGUUUUCCAUCAGCCAGGAGAAUAGUGUUGUCAGCCCUGAACACCGGCCGGACCUCCUCCCUGUACUGAUGAGGAUCCUAUACGGGAAGAUGCACGUAAAAACUGGGAAAGGGACAUCGGGGAAGCAGCACAGUCACGUGCGACAGUCAAUCAUCCUCGGAUUCCUCAAUGGUUGUCAGCACGAGGAACUGGAGGUGUUCAUUGACCUCGUGUUUGCUCCCUUUAAAUCGCUGAUAACAGACAAUCCGGUGAAGAUGGUUCGCCACAUACAGGCUAACACAGACCUCACCUCGGUCCUCCCCGUGAAGAAAAUGCAGGGUGCCCUUGGGUCCAUAGAGAUGAUCUUCAAGAAGCUAGGUCAUCUGAUGGAUGUGUUCCUUCCAAGCGUUAUCCAGAUGAUCGUAGGCAUGGCAACCAUGUGUGGUGUAUUGCUAGGCAACAGGGACAACAUCGUGCCCCAUGUGAUCAACCCCCUGAAGAGUAUCAGACAAAAUGCCCUGUACAGACUUAUGCAGUUGUUCAAGAACUAUGACAAGUACCCAUGGCGACCAGUGGAGGUGGAUGCGGUGUUUGAGAGUGCAGUGUGGCCCCAGCUGGCUAACCUUUCCUUCGAGGGAGUGUACCACCCCACUCCCCUCCUCAAGCUGCUCCACUGCUGGACAAACAAUCCAAGAUAUUUUCCGCUACUUGCAAAGCACCACAAGGAUAACCCAGAGUUGUCUCCACUGCCUCACGUGAUCAAGCUUCUGUUGAACCCAGACUGUGGUGUACCAGUCUGCAUCAAGAUAAUGGAGAUGGUUGACAAUCUCCUCAGAGAAUAUGAUCCGGAGCAGGAAAUUCGGUUCAUAGAGACGACUGAUAUAACUCAGCUGCCCUCCAUUGAGGGACCAGAUGCAAGUCUUGGUGUGAGUCUGCUGCAACCGCAUGUCUCAAACAUCCUCGUGUAUAUACAGAGAUAUGUGACUGAAUUCUUCGCUACGUACAGCAAGAAACAUUCCACGCCGGGCAAGGAGCUCAACAUUCUCUCAAGGUUGAGCCAGUAUGUGGAAAAUGAGACCCAGAGUGUGACCCUGGUGGGCCUCUUACUGCCUUUCCUCAACCCCAGUCUUUCCAGGAAUGAGAGGACAGAGACGGACAUCCUGACGAGCAUGUUGAACCUGAUAACCCACAUCUCGGAUCCAGCACAGUUCUUCUUCCCAAUCAGCAAACUGUUCGCCAGUAUACAGAGCCGCAACUCCCGCAUUCUCCUGGCACAGAUCUUCAUUGUGGUUUGCCGCGGUGAUGAAGAGCUUGAGAGGUUGGCUGCCAUUGUUGAGCAGUUGAACUCGUGGGAUGAGACCCGUACAGAGGAGCCGGACUACACUCGUCGCCUGGAGGGUUACCGGGCAGCAAUGGGCAUCGUCAAGGCAAUGAUGACCAUGGAGAUACGCGUCUGCCUCACUCUCCUUACGAACUGCUGCUACUUCAUCUCCACUGUUGACGACAUGUCACUACGGGACAGUUCUACCCUGUGUGUGGUGACGAUCAUCAGCCAGUUCACCCAGACCGGGGUUGAUGAGAAGGCGUACAACACCAUCAUUAUGACAGGACUCAUGCCAGAAAUGAGGGGCGGUCUCAGGCAUAAAAGCCAGACUGUGUUACAUGAGUUUGUGACAAUACUAGCUGCCCUGGUGGACACAUUUGGCGACCAGUCUACCUUUGAGGAUCUCAAGCCUCUACGAGACAAGGAUGUGGAGGCCGACUUCUUCGAGAACCUCAAACACAUACAGGUUUACAAAAGGUCGAGAGCUCUGAGAAGGUUGAUUAAAUAUGUUGACACCAACACGGUGAAAAACGAAACAAUCAACAAUAUCUUUCUCCCACUCGUGUCCUCCUUCCUCACUGACGACUUGUACAAGAAACACACCACAGUCCAGGACGCGGCAGUGGAUGCCAUUGGAGUCAUCUGCCGUGUGUUGCCAUGGAAACUGUAUGCGACUCAGCUCAAGUUCUACCUUAAGCUGCUGCCUAAAUGCUUCAGUCGACAGAAACUUCUUGUCAGGGUGAUAGUUUCAAUUAUGGAUAACUUCCACUUCGACCUAUCCCAGUCGACGCUGGACGUGAAGAACACGCCUGUUCCCAAGGUGGAGCGACCACCCCCAGAGGAAAAGAAAAACACAACAGUGGCAGCUACUGGUGAGGAAAAAGACCCGAACAAUCUCGACUCUGAUGAGGAUGAUGUUGAGGUGGCCCCUGAGAUAAAUGAGGCAGUGGAGGAGGAGGUGGCUGGGAAGAGUAUUCAGGGGAAAUUACUCUGCACCCCAAAACUCGCAACCACAAUACAUGAAGUCAUCCUCAAGCAAGUGGUCGCUCAGCUCCAUAAAAUACUUAUCCAAAAGAACAAGAAUGAUGAGGAGCAUAAAGUGAACAAGACAAAGGUACCGGAAGACGAGGAGAUCCUCCGCGUGCCAAUUGCUCUCGCUAUGGUGAAGUUGUUACAAAACCUUCCUAAAGGAGCGGUGGAACGCUACCUGCCGGGGAUACUCCUCAAAGUCUGCAACUUCCUCAAAUCUCGCUCCCCAGAUGUACGCAACAGCGCACGGGAGACACUUGUGAAGAUACAGUCCACAUUGGGACCGAGAUUUUUCCCGUUUAUCUUGUCGGAGUUGCGGAGUAGUUUACGGCGUGGGUACCAGAGACACGUGCUCUGUUACACUGUGUUCAUGCUUCUGAAGCACAUGGAGGAAAGCGUGCGUCCGGGUGACAUUGAUGUCUGUCUCAAUAGUCUCCAACAGGUGUCAAAUGAAGAGAUAUUUGGCGAGGUCUCCGAUGAGAAGGAUAUUGAUGGAAUCAAGUCGAAGGUGUUUGAGGCCCGCAGCAGCAAGAGUUACGAGUCGUACGAGUUCAUGGCCCGAUAUAUUUCCACAGGCUCACUCAUGAAACUCAUGGGGCCCAUUAAACAGAUCCUUGAGACAAGCUACAGUCACAGAUCUGCCCGGAAGGUUGGGGAGGUGCUCAGGAAAGUCACCAUCGGUCUCCUUGACAACAAGAACAUCACCACGGAAACGCUCCUUGUCUUUAUACACGGCCUCACCUCUGACACUCUACCUCAGCUCAAUGAGAAAAAGAAAGCAACUGUGAAGAAAGAAGAGAAGCCCGGUCAGCGGCCACCCAGCUGCCUCCUGCUGCAGUCUGCCGCCCCUAGGGGUGGGGCCAAACCCAGGACCAACAAGAAAACCAACAAACAUGUCCUUGUCGAGUUCGGGCUUCAUUUGCUUGGCCAGCUGUUGAGGAAGCAGAGAGUGGUUGCCAUGGAGACAAGCCACUUACAGAUGCUUGAUCCCCUGGUUCCAAUGAUGGCUGACUGCUUACACUCCAAAUACAUUAUGGUGAAUGCCAACUGUCUACGAGUCUUAUGCCACAUUCUACGGUUUCCCCUGCCAUCCCUCGAGCAACAGGUGAAGGACGUUGCUGGCGGGAUGUUUGUGCUGCUCCGAAACUAUGCGACGGCCGGGGCCGCCAAGGGGGAUAACAAGGAACUCAUCACCAUGCUAUUCAAGGCGGUGACAGUGCUGGUGCGAGAAGUAAAGACGUACACGCUGGAAACCGGGCAGCUGCAGGUGCUACUGACGUUUUGUGACGAGGAUAUUCACGACCACACACGACAGAGUACAGCCUUCUCGCUCCUCAAGGCAAUCCUGUCCCGAAAGUUAGACGUUCCUGAGCUUCAUGAGUUGAUCAAGAAAGUCCGGGAGAUGUCAAUAUCUGCUGAAUCACCGCAUGUGCAGCGGGAAUGUCGGCAGGCGGUGCUUCAGUACAUGUUGGACUACCCACUUGGAAAGCAGCUAGACCACCACCUACAGUUCUAUGUGGCCCAGCUCUCUUAUGAGGUGGAGACCGGCCGCGAAUCCACACUUGAAAUGCUUGCUGCAUUCUUUUCGGCUUUCCCUCAGAAGCUACUAUCGGACUACUCUGGCUUGUUCUUCCUACCGCUUGCUGCCAGUCUGGUCAAUGAUGAGUCAGCCAAGUGUCGUCGCCUGAUAGCCCUUGCUAUAAAGUCACUGCUGGGCAAGCUGGAUCACAACGCACGAUCUAACCUGUUCUCUCAUGCUCUGAAAUGGUUUAUGGAUAGCAAGUUGAAGCUGCGUAUCCUGGCUGCCCAGCUUUGUGGAUUGUUUGUUGAGGUGGAGGGCGGUCAGUUUGAGUCUAGACUGACCACUCUACUUCCCAUGCUGGACCAGCACCUGGAACCCGGAAAAUACACUCAGCAUGAGAGUGCAGCUACAGAGCAUGACCAGGACCUGAUGAUAUACCAGGUGUUGAACACCCUGCUGAAGACGCUACGUGAAUGUGGGCAGGUCCUCAACAUGCACAAACACAUGGACAGUCUCAACAACAUCUGGGAGUAUGUAGAGAGCUAUCUAAGCCACGCACACAACUGGGUACAGCUUGCAGCCUGCCAACUGUAUGGCAUAUUGUUUGCUGCCUGGCAACCGGAACAGCUGGUUGCUAUGGAAAUACAGGAACCAAAACACUACCUGGCGAGAGGUACCAAGAAAAAGUUAAAGAGCCUUGCCAUUGACUUCGUUACCCAGCUUCAAUCUGAGUACUUGACUGAGGAGUUAGCUAGCCAGAUUAUCAAGAACCUUGUGUUUAUUGCCCGGUGUGCCAAUCUGUUUGACCUCCAACCCGUAACAACUGUGACCUCUGAAGGUCAGAGUGCGAUCCCUUCAGAGGAAGGGGCAGUUGCUGGGGGCGACAGGGCGGGGGUGAACAGUGGGCGAGACUUUUCAGUUCUCUGGUUGGUGCGUAAGAUGACCAGGGAGGCUCACCAUGAGGCUAUCACCAACAACAAGAAAACUAUCAAGAGGACCCAUGUGUUUAAGUGGCUAGCAGCGGUCAGUAUGGAGCUCGGGUCAGCAAUGGACGUUGCCGUACUCCGGACCAUGAUACCUCCGCUACAACGAGAGAUCAAUGACACAUCCAACAUACAAGACGCAGCCCUGAAAAGCUUGGCCAAUGAAGUUGUGGAGUUGUUGAAGAAGACUGUUGGCGUGGAAACAUUCACAGAGGUGUACGCAAACACCCAGCGUGUAAGGGCAGGACGACGCGACCAGCGCAAAUCCAACAAGGCCAUACAGGCUGUGGCGAAUCCAGAGAUUGCUGCCAAGAGGAAGUUGAAAAAGAAUCUUGCCAAGAUUGCAGCCAAGAAGAGGAAAGUGGAGCACUUAAAGCCGUCCAAGAAGACCAACAAACGCAAAUACAAGACAUUCGCUAUUACAGAGUGAUUCUUGAUGUCAGCUUUUUAAACCUUAUUAUGACAAAUUGUUUGUCAAUGAAACAUCAAUAUUAAAUGCAAUUAGAGUGAUUUGUUUUGUGACUGUAUGCAUUAUGUUAUUUUGUAAUGAAUAAUUACGGAUUAAUCUAAAUACUUACCAAUGGAUGCAGUUAACACCAGUAAUGAAUGAUUUUUUUUAAAAAUAAAGGACAAUUUUUAAUGAAUAUCUAAAUCAUGUUUGUUCAUUUUCUUCUCUCUAUGAGAACAUGCCUGGUGUCACCAACAAUUAAUUUGGAAUAAUUGUAACAAAUUUUUAAGCCAUUCUAAUGAGCAUAAAAUGUGUAAUCUGCUAUAUAUUAGCUACAAAAAUGAAUAGUGUAUCGGAAGCUAGCUUUGGAGUGGUGUUAUAUAUAUUUGUUGGUUUUUGGAAAACUAUGGAUAAUGUAAUUGUUAAAAAAGCAUCCCAAUUUUGUCAGUUGUUUUUAUAUCUUUACAGUGAAGUAGUCAUUGUAUAUUUGGCAAAUAAACAUUAUGUUGCAGUAUCUGGCUAAAAAUGUUUGCAAGUCUGCAUGUGCGUGGACUUAGUUAUUUGAUAUGUGGUGAGAAAUGUUUAUUGUUGAUGGAAAUAAAAGAAUAAAUUCAA
Messenger RNA from Mya arenaria, 9762 nucleotides. RefSeq names its product small subunit processome component 20 homolog. Bases 97 to 9129 code for a protein of 3010 amino acids. Lineage: Eukaryota; Metazoa; Mollusca; Bivalvia; Myida; Myidae. The record is from RefSeq and is a predicted model, not a curated record. The transcript has 56 exons. Gene Ontology annotation, cellular component: 90S preribosome; small-subunit processome; nucleolus.